Gossypium raimondii (Peruvian cotton) is the source of this 663-nucleotide messenger RNA. RefSeq lists its product as uncharacterized. The coding region runs from base 28 to 663 and encodes 211 amino acids. The record is from RefSeq and is a predicted model, not a curated record. The transcript has 2 exons. Lineage: Eukaryota; Viridiplantae; Streptophyta; Magnoliopsida; Malvales; Malvaceae.
UUUUUUCUUCAAAAGAACUUCGUAACAAUGGAGGAUUGCAUGAGACUGUGCAUGAGGAAGCUAGCGCUAUGGCGGACGACGACGUUUAAACCCUUGAUGACGCACGCGGAGCUGGAGCCGAUAAUGGUCACCAUGGGCUUCGUCGGCCUCCCGCCGUACCAGGAAACUCCGGGGCUCGGCUGGAAGGAGUACGUUUACACCGCCUGGUGGCAGCCUAAACCUUUCUCUUCCUUAAGUUCUACGGCUGCUGAGCCGCCGUCUCCGAAGGAUCCCCGCCCUAGACCGAAGUUGCCGUACCCCAGGAUCGACGGGCUCCACGUUGACACUUACCGUGCCUUCCUCGACGCCGUUAACUUCUAUAUUCAGAUGUGGAAUAUUUCCGAUAUCUUCCAUAUCAGGGGACUACCUCUUCAACGUAAUUACGAUCGAUACCGAAAGUGGCGGUGUAUGGAAGAUGAAAGUAUAUUUGUGUACAGGGAGGGGACACUAGGAGGAAGAAAUCACUUGAUCGCGCCGAACUCCGUCCGAAAAGACAGCAAUAGCAGUUGCAACGAUGACAGUGACGGUAACGAUUAUGGUUCCGUUGUCAUUCGUGACAAAGGGAACAAUGACCGUGUUAACUGCGUUGUCCCAUUGAAGGAUAUCAUAGUAUCUAUUCAAUGA